Messenger RNA from Candidula unifasciata, 1671 nucleotides. Lineage: Eukaryota; Metazoa; Mollusca; Gastropoda; Stylommatophora; Geomitridae. The record is from the annotation of a GenBank genome assembly.
AUGGUAGGCGUUUUUAAAGCUGUUCACCUCAUGAAAAUGUCAAAAAUGUUUAUCUGGGUUGGCAGCGAUGGCUGGGCAGAACAGUUAAUGAUGCUACAAGGCGAUUACAAAGAAGCUAUCUACGGAUCAUUCACAACAUUGUUCUGUGCCCCGUCGGUCCCAAAAUUUGAGGAAUAUUUUAGAACAAUCAAGCCUUCUAAUACCAGCAACCCGUGGUUUUCCGAAUUCUGGGAGCGCCAUUUUAACUGUUCAUUCCGUGCUGGAACUUGUGACGAAUCCCAGGAUGUUGCUAGUGUUAAUAGCUAUUACACUAUGCCUCUGAUUAGUUCUGCAAUUGACACUGUUUACGUGUAUGCGCAUGCUAUUCAGAGUUUGUUGAACGAUCACUGUCCGGGAGAAACAGGAAAGGAAGCUCGAGAAUGCAUCAGAGGAGAUAUCCUACUGACGUAUCUAAAAAACGUUUCGUUCACCGGUUACAGUGGCCAGGUGCAGUUCGACGAGCACGGAAACAUGGGAGGCAAAUAUGUCGUCAGUCAGAUACUCCCUGGCAAUCCAGUCAAACAAGUCCCAGUGAAGAUCAUCGACACAAGAAACAACACGGUGACCACGGUGGGUCCCAUCUCCUGGGACUUCAUCGCUCCAUUACAGAAAGCAUUUCCUCCGGAUGCGAUUCUGCCAUCCCCUCCAGUUCCACUGGAAGACAAAAACAUCCCCGUCUCCGUCUGCAGUAGAGUGUGCGGUGUUGGAGAAUAUAAAAUUCAGAAAGAUCAACCUUGCUGUUGGGAAUUUUCCAACCAAACUGCUUGCCAUGCAUGUCCAGCCUUUUCCUGGCCGGAGCCGAAAACAAAUUUAACAACGUGCAGAAAUAUAAUCCCCGACUAUCCAACGUUCACAGAUGCUGUUGUAAUCUUCGAAACUUGUACCAGCUGCCUCGGAAUUAUAGCCGCCAUUGGGGUUAUGAUAGCACACGUAUACUACAGGGAAGCAAAAGUUAUCAAGGCGGCCAGUAGGGAACUUAGCUUCCUGCAGAUAUUCGCCAUCGGAAUGGGGUACAUCACGAUGCUUCUGUACGUGGCGCCGCCUACCCACGAUAAGUGUGCUGUUGUAUACUGGUUGUUUUGUUUCUCCUUUGACUUGUUGUACGCCCCGCUGCUGGUGAAAGCGAUACGUAUAUACCGGAUAUUCAAUGCUGCUGCUAAAGGCACCAGAGGGUUAAAACUGACCAGUCCGAUAUCCCAGGUGGUUAUCUCCUGCGUUAUAGUGAUGGGCCAGGCCUAUAAAACCUCACAUGGUUUCCUCCUAUGCUCCAUCUUUGCAUUCAAGACCCGCAAGCUGCCCGACAACUUCAAUGAGUCUCGAUUCAUGUCGAUGUGUGUGAUGACCACGUUGGUCAUCUGGAUGGCUUUCAUUCCCACUUUCGUCACCUCCAGCCGUCAGUACAUGAAGACAUUGCUGUUAACUUUAGCGCUACUUCUCAACCACUCAGUAGCGCUGGUCUUUCUCUUUAUUUCAAAACUCUACGCCGUUGUUUGCCUAACGGACGAAACAGAGGAAACAAACAGUAUUGGCAGAACGAAUGGAACACCUCGAUACCGCACCAGUAACUGUCACAUCUAUGCCAGUUCCAUUAAUGUCAGUAUGAAUCAAGUGGGCCCACAGGAGCACACAUAA